UGCUCAUGCUCCUUGGCACUGCUGAAGGUCAGUUGAAGCUCACCUCCGAGCAGAAUGCCAUCAGCCUCUCCCCUGGCAAGUACCGCCACUUCGACCGUGCCACCAACAAAGAGCUGAUCUGCGACAAAUGUCCUGCAGGAACCUACGUGUCUAAACAUUGCACGAAGAGUACCUUAAGAGAGUGCAGCCCUUGCCCAGAUGGGACCUUUACUAAGCAUGAGAAUGGCAUAGAGCGGUGCCACCCUUGCAGAAAACCCUGUGAACUGCCAAUGAUUGAGAAAACUCAUUGUACUGCCUUGACUGACCGCGAGUGCACUUGCCUGUCCGGUACGUUUCAGACAAACGAUACCUGCGUCCCUUACACAGUGUGCCCGGUUGGCUGGGGCGUCCGCAAGAAAGGAACCGAGACGGAAGAUGUUAGGUGCAAACCGUGCCCUCGUGGUACCUUUUCUGAUGUGCCUUCUAGUGUGAUGAAGUGCAAAACAUACACUGACUGCUUUGGGAAAAACAUGGUGGUCAUCAAGCCAGGGACAAAGGAGAGUGACAACGUCUGUGGUUCUCCAGCGUCUCUUCCGAACACGUCUUGGACUUCAUCGAGCACCGAAGCAAGUGAAGAGCCCUAUGAAGUUCCACCGACUGCUCAUCUUCCCAAAGGUUUGAACUCUUCAGUUCCUGAUUUUGUCCCUUCUCCUGCGCUGCACGCAUCCAGCGGCACGGCAGAGCCAGCGGGCUACUACAACGAAACCUCGGCCAACGAGACGGACGACACUGGUGGGACCCUUGCAGGCUCUGGUGCCGCUGGCCAGGCACAGAGCUACCGGCACAAGCAGGCCAGCCAAGCACUGGAGAAGCAGCCAUCGCUGGAGAUGGCAGGGGGUGAGAAGUCCAGCGUCCCAUACAGGCCCCCCCGGCGAGGUCCACAGAACAACCACCAGCACUUUGACAUCAACGAACACUUGCCAUGGAUGAUUGUCCUCUUCCUGCUGCUGGUCUUGGUGGUUAUUGUCGUCUGCAGCGUCAGGAAGAGCUCACGGACUCUGAAGAAGGGACCCAGGCAAGAUCCCAGUGCCAUUGUGGAAAAAGCUAUUAUGAAAAAGUCCACCACCCCCACGCAGAACAGGGAGAAGUGGAUCUAUUACUGCAACGGGCAUGGCAUCGACAUCCUGAAGCUGGUGGCAGCCCAGGUGGGGAGCCAGUGGAAGGACAUCUACCAGUUCCUGUGCAACGCCAGCGAGCGCGAGGUAGCAGCUUUCUCCAAUGGCUACGCGGCCGACCACGAGCGCGCCUACGCCGCCUUGCAGCACUGGACCAUCCGCGGGCCUGAGGCCAGCCUGGCCCAGCUCAUCAGUGCCCUCCGCCAGCACCGCCGCAAUGACGUGGUGGAGAAGAUCCGAGGCCUGAUGGAGGACACCACGCCGCUGGAAGCUGACAGACUGGCGCUGCCGGUGAGCCCCAGCCCGCUCAGCCCCUCGCCCAGCCCCAGCCCCAAGCCCCCCGAGGCGACCGUCCUCACCGUGGAGCCCUCUCCUUCGGAGAAGAAAUGCUUCUUCGUCGACGAAGCAGAGCCCCUCCUGCGGUGUGACUCGACCUCCAGCGGCUCCUCCGCGCUCAGCCGGACAGGCUCUUUUAUUACCAAAGAAAAGAAGGACACCGUCCUGCGCCAGGUGCGCUUGGACCCUUGCGACCUGCAGCCCAUCUUCGAUGACAUGCUGCACAUCCUCAACCCCGAGGAGCUCCAUGUGAUAGAGGAGAUCCCGCAGGCUGAAGACAAGCUGGACAGGCUAUUUGAGAUCGCCGGAGUCAAGAGCCAGGAAGCCAGCCAGACCCUCCUGGACUCUGUCUAUAGCCACCUUCCCGACUUACUGUAGGCACUGGGUCACCAUGCACUCUCUGAAUAUCUGCUAGAGCUAGCUUGGCACUCGUUAAGAUGACCGACAAUACGCAGGCAGAUUUUGUUGUAGAAUAUAUGGCCAGUAUUUUCAUUGAGGUGUCCUUGGUUUCUGGAGGGGGGGCAGUUUGCCAGCGUUGCACCCCUCCACCUUAACUCUUUUUGCUCAGUCCAAGUCUUUGCACCCUCUGUCCCCUUUCCGAGUCUCUGUCCUUGUUCUCAUUCCAAUCAGAUCAGUCAAUGCACUUUAAAAAAA
Messenger RNA from Tauraco erythrolophus (red-crested turaco), 2144 nucleotides. NCBI's taxonomy places the organism in Eukaryota, Metazoa, Chordata, Aves, Musophagiformes, Musophagidae. The record is from RefSeq and is a predicted model, not a curated record.